Messenger RNA from Megalops cyprinoides (Indo-Pacific tarpon), 2132 nucleotides. RefSeq names its product collagen beta(1-O)galactosyltransferase 2 (gene colgalt2). Gene Ontology annotation, molecular function: procollagen galactosyltransferase activity. The record is from RefSeq and is a predicted model, not a curated record. Bases 55 to 1962 code for a protein of 635 amino acids. The transcript is spliced from 12 exons. NCBI's taxonomy places the organism in Eukaryota, Metazoa, Chordata, Actinopteri, Elopiformes, Megalopidae.
CGCUUGCAUAUUAAGAAGCAGAGCUCAGGUCGGUGUAGCGGUGUUGGCAGGAAGAUGAUGCUGGCGGUUGAAGGUGCAGAAAUCGGGCUGUUCCUCGCGCUACUGGCCGCGGUGAUGCCGGGCAGCAAUUCUGACUUGGUCACUCUCGUGCAGGAACCUGUCCGACCGGAAACCCCACUACUGAAGCCGAAAGUAAUGAUCGCGAUCCUGGCUCGCAACGCGGCGCACAGCCUUCCACAUUACCUGGGCUGUAUCGACAGACUGGACUAUCCCAAGGACCGGAUCGCAAUCUGGGCAGCAGUUGACCACAGCGUGGACAACAGCACGGCCAUGCUGCGAGAGUGGCUGAAGAGAGUGCAGGGCCAGUACCACUAUGUGGAGUGGAGGCCCAUGGAGGAUCCUCACUCCUACACGGAUGAGUGGGGGCCGAAGCACUGGCCCGCUUCCCGCUUCAACCAUGUGAUGAAACUGAGGCAGGCGGCACUACGGUCGGCAAGGGAGCGCUGGGCAGAUUAUAUACUGUUCGCAGACAGUGACAACCUCCUGACAAACCCGCGGGUGCUGACGCUGAUGAUGGCGGAGAAUCUGACGCUAGUUGCCCCCAUGCUGGAGUCCCGUUCUCUCUACUCUAACUUCUGGUGUGGCAUCACCCCACAGUCUCCUCACUCACUCCCUCCAUCUCAAUCACAAUCCCCCCCUUUCCAUAACUCUCAGGGCUAUUACAAGCGCACGCCUGACUACCAGCCCAUCCGGGAGUGGAAGCGGCUGGGCUGUUUCCCUGUUCCCAUGGUGCACUCCACCUUCCUGCUGGACCUGCGGCGGAGCGCCAGCCAGGCCCUGGCCUUUCAUCCUCCCCACCCCGACUACAGCUGGGCCUUCGACGACAUCAUGGUCUUCGCAUUCUCCGCACGUCAGGCAGAUGUGCAGAUGUAUGUGUGCAAUAGAGAGCACUAUGGGUUCUUGCCUGUACCCCUGAAGGCACAGCAGAAUGUGGAAGAUGAGGAGGAGAGCUUUUCCCACACUAUUGCAGAGGCAAUGAUUGAUCACAACAUCGUGCCCUCAGAGUACCUCUAUGCUCCCCCGAAACCUCAGGACAAGAUGGGCUUUGACGAGAUCUUCUUGAUCAAUCUGAAGCGUCGCACGGACCGCAGGCAGAGAAUGCUGCGCACACUGGCCACCCUGGGCAUUGAGUCCACGCUGACGGAUGCGGUGGACGGCAAGGCCCUAAACAGCUCUCAGCUGCAGGCACUGGGUAUAGAGAUGCUGCCAGGCUACAAGGACCCCUACUCUGGCCGGGUGCUGACCCGCGGGGAAAUCGGCUGCUUCCUCAGCCACCAUUACAUCUGGAAACAGGUGGUGGAGCGUGGACUGGAGCGGGUCCUGGUGUUAGAGGAUGACAUCAGGUUUGAGCCCAGGUUCAAGAAGAGACUGAUGGCUAUCAUGGAGAACAUACAGCAGGCCAAGCUGGACUGGGAUCUAAUGUAUGUGGGGCGGAAGCGGAUGCAGGUGAAGCAGCCAGAGCGCUCGGUGGAGGGUGUGGAUAACCUGGUGGAGGCAGACUACUCAUAUUGGACCCUUGCAUAUGCGCUGUCACUGCAAGGGGCCAAGAAGCUUCUGCGGGCCCAGCCCUUUGGCAAGAUGUUGCCUGUGGACGAGUUUCUGCCCAUCAUGUUCAACAAGCAUCCCAACACUGACUACAUGACACACUUUGAGCCGCGGGACUUGCAGGCGUUUUCGGUGGAGCCGCUGCUGCUGUACCCUACGCACUACACGGGCGAGCCGGGCUACGUGAGUGACACAGAGACCUCCACCAUCUGGGACGACGAGGCGGUGAGCACGGACUGGGACCGGCAGCACGCCCGCAAGACAGCGCAGCAGGGCCGCAUCCGGCCCAUGGCGCAGAACAGCGUCACGGGAGACACGCCGCCCCCCGCUGCCCGCGCCACCCGGGAUGAGCUCUGAACCUGCCGAGGCAGGGGCUUCCAAAGAUCAAACACACACACACACACACGCACACAGUCUGUGUCUUAUUUCACACAUAUACCUACACAUAAACACUAAAGAGCACACAUAUGCUCACACACACUCACAUAUCCACACCAGAAACAUCUGAUACAUUGACACACCCACAC